AUGGAAAUAGAUGUUAAUUUACUUCCAAAUAUUUAUCAAGCAUAUAGGAAUAAAAACUUGAUUGCUUAUGUAAGAAGUAAUAGUUGUCAAAUUAGAUCUGAUAGACAAGUUAGCGUAAUAAAAUAUUUUUCAAAAAUAUCAAAUCAACAAUCAGCAGCAAAAAAAUGA
Molecule: messenger RNA, 168 nt
Organism: Funneliformis geosporum
Lineage: Eukaryota; Fungi; Glomeromycota; Glomeromycetes; Glomerales; Glomeraceae
Source: the annotation of a GenBank genome assembly